Molecule: messenger RNA, 2028 nt
Organism: Trematomus bernacchii (emerald rockcod)
Lineage: Eukaryota; Metazoa; Chordata; Actinopteri; Perciformes; Nototheniidae
Product: serine/threonine-protein kinase Nek1-like
Source: RefSeq, a predicted model, not a curated record
AUGGUCCAGAGUGAGAAGAAGCAGAUCCUGCGCCGACUGAACCAGAACCUGAAGGCCCAGAGUCCAGUGGAAGAGGAGUCUGUUCCCCCCCCUUCAGAACCAGGUCCUCCUGCAGAACCAGGCAGAGGUCCUCCUUCAGAACCAGGUCCUCCUUCAGCACCAGGUCCUCCUUCAGAACCAGGUCCUCCUUCAGAACCAGGUCCUCCUUCAGAACCAGGUCCUCCUUCAGCACCAGGUCCUCCUUCAGAACCAGGUCCCGGUGCUGCUAAUGGAGAGCGCAGGAAGUGGGACGCUGCAGAACUUCCUGAACUUCCUGUGUCUCUGCUGACCUUUGGGGAAACCUGCUACACAGCCAGUCCCUGUGCCACCUCGUCAGUGUACCCUGCAGAGAGACCGUCCUCUGGUGCCGACAGGAGGAAGUGGGAGGCUGGAGUCCCUCUGGUUCUGUCUGAGGCCCAGAACACCCUGGAGGAGACCAGCAUCAGAACCAUCGAGCACACGGUGGGGGAGGUGAUUCAGAUGCUGCAGGAGGACGGGGGGAGGAAGGUGUGGAGAUCCAGUCCAGACUCCCAGGUCCUGAGGGUCCUCCAGGAGCUGCAGCCCCUCACCCUGGGGGACACCUCGCUCUGUGGGGACAUGUCCCUCUUUGGGGACACUUCCUACAGCCCUGAUCAGCCUCACCUGUCGGGAGCAGGGGAGAUGGUGAGGACGCCUAAAGAGGAAGUGUUCCCUGUUAGGACAGCGCCCCCUGCUGGUGGUCAAAGUGCAGCGUCCACAGAUUCCUCCCAGAAGGGAACGUCUGCAGCAGAAAGAGAGACGCUGCCACCUCACCCCUCUGAGAUCCAGGAUCCAGCAGACCUAGAGUCGAUGGAGUUGGAGGAGACCCCUAAACCCCCCCCUCUCCCCCGGGCUGAUGUUCCUCAGGCCUGGCAGCAGGAAGCACCACCAGGAGGCGUGCUAAGACCUGCAGGAGGAAAGGAGGCUGAGAGGAGAGAGGAGAAGCCAGCAGAGCCUUCAGUGAUGGAGGAGCCCCUCUUCCUGAAGCUUCUCUCCCCGGCCCACCGUCGGACCGCCCUCCUCUCGGCUCAGUCGUCCCUCGACGACUCGUCCUCGUCUCUGAACUCUCGCUCUCGCUCCGUCUCUCCUCUCCGGGCCGGGCAGCAACGUGACCUCCUGAUCGGACUCUCCACCGGCAUGUUCGACGCCAACAACCCAAAGAUGUUGAGGACCUGUUCCCUCCCGGACCUGAGUCGGGUCUUCAGCCCUCGGCAGGAAUCAGCAGGAGCUAACGAUGCUAACAAUGCUAACGCCGCUCCGGAUAAUCCUCUGGAGAUCGAAGACCUGGAGGAGGCGGCGAAGGAUGAGGAGCAGUCAGAGACGGAGGACGCCUAUGAGGAUGAAGACCUGCGGGACAUCCGGGCCUCCAUGGAGCUUCUCCUGCAGGAGGAGGAGGGGAAAGGAGACUUCAACGGGAACCCUCCAGAGGAACUGUUCAGGAUAUCAGCUGAGAUCCAGCAGGACUGCAGGAUGGCUGUGGAUGAUGAGGAAGAGGAUGAUGAAGACGAGGAGGAAGAGGAGGAAGAGGAGGAAGAUGACGAUGAAGAGGCCGGAGCGCUCACUAACGGGGCCGAGGAGAACCUGAGCAACAGCGAGCUCAACGAGGAGUGGCAAUCAGACGGCAGUGGGGAGGAGGGGGUGUGCGAGGCGUCUCACAGCGACAGCAUCUUCAGCCGUCUGGAGGAGCUGAGAUUCAGACUGGAGCAGCAGAUGGGCUUCGAGAAGUUCAUCGAGGCCUACAACAAGAUCAAAGCGAUCCAUGAGGACGAGGAUGAGAACAUGGCUCUGGGCUCCAGCCUGGUGUUCAGCACUCUGGGGACGGAGCACCAGCACCUCUACCCCAACAUCCUGCACCUGGUGAUGGCCGACGGAGCGUACCAGGAGGGUCACAGGAGAACUGAACCACUGAGCACACUGAAGACCUGGCCGACAGAUGACCCUGAUCAUGUGACAGAUAACCUGAUCAUGUGA